UUCAUUUUACUCAAGUGUGCGUCAGACUAUGAAGGCAAUAUGCUUAGUGUUUUGUUUUUUCUUUGUUCAAGGACACGAAUUGCCACCGCCGUGUGAAAGUGAGAUCUACUGCACUGGGGAGUUGCUGAGACAGGUGCAAAUGGCUAAACUCUUCACUGACAACAAGCACUUUGUGGACAUGAGGCUGCUGUCUCCUCCUGAUGAGGUGCUCGCUGCUUUUCACCAGUUGGCAUCUGAGGCCCCUGGUCAGGCGGUCCCCCGUGAUAAACUCCAAGAGUUUGUGAAAAGGUUCUUUGAUGAACCAGGGAAGGAACUUCAACCUUGGACUCCACCUGACUGGCAUGACAAACCAUCAUUCCUUUCAAAGAUUAAGGACCCCAAUCUGUAUACAUGGGCUGAUGAGCUUCAUUUGCUGUGGAAGUCUCUUGGCCGAACGGUCAGCAAGGAUGUCAAGAGCCAUUCUGAGCAGUACUCCUAUAUCUACACCCCUAACCCGGUCAUUGUUCCAGGAGGUCGUUUCAGGGAGCUCUACUACUGGGACACCUUCUGGGUCAUUGAUGGUCUGCUGGUCUGUGACAUGAAGGACACUGCACGAGGGAUGAUAGAGAACUUUAUUUACCUGAUUGACAAGUACGGUUUUGUACCAAAUGGAAACCGGAUUUACUAUGAGCGUCGCAGUCAGCCUCCGUUUCUCACUGCAAUGGUCCGGGAUUACUAUCAAGCCACAAAAGAUGAACAAUUUUUGAGGAAAGCUUUGCCAGCUUUGGAGAAGGAAUACAACUUUUGGAUGACAAACCGCUCUGUGGUUGUGGCAGUCAAUGGCACGAAUUACACUCUGAACCAUUACAAUGUGCAAGUUGAUGGACCAAGACCCGAGGCCUAUAGUGUGGAUGCAGAACUUGCUGAACUUCUACCAGAAGAGGAGAAGAUCAGGUUAUAUACAGAGCUUAAAGCCGGAGCAGAGUCUGGAUGGGACUACAGUUCGCGAUGGUUCGUUGGCGAGGAGGACUCCCCAAGUGCCGCCAGCCUGAAGGACACUCACACCUCCGCCAUUGUGCCCACUGACCUCAACUCCUUUCUCUGCCUCAACGAGUUCACAUUAGCUUUUUUCCAUCGUGAAUUAGGAAACCAUGCUGCAGCCAAAGUGUAUGAGGAAGCCCACCAACUUCGCCAGGCCGCUGUUGAGGCGGUGCUGUGGGACCCGGACAAGGGCGCGUGGUUUGAUUACAACACGCUCACCAACAGUCGCAACGCUGCUUUCUACCCGUCAAACCUGGCGCCCCUGUGGGCCCACUGCUUCAGGAACAGCGACAUGCAACUAAAGGCUUUUAAUUACCUCAAGGACAGCGGAGCGCUGGACUAUCACUAUGGAGUGCCUACCUCUUUUGAGAACAGCGGUGAACAGUGGGACAUGCCCAAUGGCUGGCCGCCCCUUCAACACAUGCUAAUACAAGGUUUAGCAGAUAUCCCCCUGGAGGAAUCCAAAGAGCUGGCCUUCCAGUUGGCUCAGAAGUGGAUUACAACGAACUGGGCAGCCUACACAAAAUAUGAGGCCAUGUUUGAGAAGUAUGAUGUCAACUCUGGGGGAAAGCCUGGAGGAGGCGGAGAGUAUGACGUCCAGCUGGGCUUUGGCUGGACCAAUGGUGUCGCUCUGCGGCUCCUGAAUCAAUAUGGUGACAGGCUUGAAUCUGCCGCAGCUCCCCUCAACGCUUCUUCACUGAUCUGGGUCCAGUUUCUGCUGCUUCUUAUUCUCCUGAUCCAGGGAUGAAGAAACCAUGCUUCUGAAGGUACACUCCGUUGCUGUUUGUACUGUGUUGCUUACUUUCCAAAAGCCAGUUUAAUGCAACGUUGUGUUGCGUCUCUACUGUACUGCAUUUAUCACUGGUGAUUUUCAGUCAUCGUCACAUUCAAUUUAUUUACUUCAGACACAAAAUGCAUGGUCCAUAUCAAGCUUUACAAAAUGGUAAUUGUUCCCCUCCCCACACAAGCAUCAUGAUGACGACUGAGCAAAUGAUGGUAAUCAUGGAAAAUGAGUUGGUCCCCUUCAUCUCACUGCCGAAAAAGACAUGAUAGAAAAGGUCUUUAACGUUUGCUAAUGUAUCACUUAUGUAUCACUCUACACACAAAUCAUUUGUGACAACUUUGUUGUUAAUUAUUUUGUAAUGUUCCUUAAAAUUCCUUUAUUUCUCUCAGGCGAAGUAUUUAUGGAACCUUCUCAGGAGGUGGUGGGGCAAGGGUUGUUAUGUUGAGCAUUUAGGGGUAAGCCCCUGCAGUCACAGACUGUAAAAACUGACUAAUUAGAUCCUCAAAGAGAUGUUGGAGGUUCUUCAGUUCGGUACUUUAGGGGAACCUCUAAAAGUUCUCUGACGGACUCUUUGAGGUGAUUUGCUAUGGUUCUUGCAGGCAUCUGUAACAGAACCUCUACUGUUUUUAGGCCGACCACGAUGGUGCAGAUAUCCAAGCCCGCACCAGUUACACUCGAAACUAAAGUGUUUGCCAGCGAACCACCCAUGUUCAUACCGGACUCUGAACUUUUCUGUAUGUGUGACCAAUUGUUAACCGGGGGAACCUGCUGAUGUCCACGUCAAGAAAAACCCAAGAAUUUUUCGAUUCGCAUCGCAAACCAAGUUUCUGUUUUCCGGAACGUUCAGAACAUUCACACUCCAGCCGUUAACACUCCAUGGGCAUCAGCACGGCUCUCUGUCUGACCUCCUGAACCUGCCAGUUUAGAGGAACCGGCAAAGUUUUCUUGAUGGUUCCCUGGAGAACCUGUAGAGGUUUCCCCAUAGUGACCAACUGAAUGACCUCCAAAGAUUCUUUUAGGAGCUUGUGAAUUUUACACUGCAAGACCCCCUGUGGUGUCAUGGAUCCCUGAUUGUAUGUCCCUAUAGAAGAUACUGUAUACUAUAAUGCUGCUUUGUAAAAUGAUCAAUCAGUAUUAAAUCUGUGCAAUGAAGAAGAACCAUUUUUGCUGUAUAAAGUCUAUUUUAUUUUUAGUACACUGAUGAAUGGUGAUGUCAACAAUAA
Messenger RNA from Engraulis encrasicolus (European anchovy), 3027 nucleotides. It is a transcript of the gene treh, whose product is annotated as trehalase (brush-border membrane glycoprotein). Lineage: Eukaryota; Metazoa; Chordata; Actinopteri; Clupeiformes; Engraulidae. The record is from RefSeq and is a predicted model, not a curated record. Gene Ontology annotation, molecular function: alpha,alpha-trehalase activity. Bases 29 to 1768 code for a protein of 579 amino acids. The transcript has 15 exons. Gene Ontology annotation, biological process: trehalose catabolic process.